AUGGCAUCACAGCAACCGUCGAGCAUGUCCAAGAGACCGCGACUGUCUCUUCAAAUCAAAACCGCAUGCAACCCACCGUUGAAAGCUCAACCCACAACCGCCAUCAAUUCUCCAAAACGUUUCAGCCUUCAAUCACCAAUUGGACCCAACAAGCUCAAGCAAAAAGUUGUGACGCCUCUUGUGGCGACAUGUCCAGAGACACCUUUGUCGGCUCAGCCUGUGUUUCCACAGCGAGAGAAUUUCGUUUCUCCCAGCGCAAUGACUGCCACGCCGCCUCUGUCUGCGGGAGCAGUUGAUACCUCGUCACAAGUCUUUCCGUUCUCGUCAACCGAAGCAUCAUCACCGCAGAGUCACCAGCAAGUGACUGAUUCUCUCCGGCGCAGGAAUAUGUUCCCGCUUCCUGGAUGGAACGGUCAGUUGCCCUAUACGCACUCACGGAGUCUCCAAAGCAUCCUUCGAAACUCUCCUCUUCCCCCCAGAACAACUGUUCCUCCACCUUCUCCCAGGCGUCAAUCACAACGCCUCCAGGAGAAGGCUGCCAAAAAAGUGGAAUACGAUAGUCCCCUGGAGCAAGAAAUCACCACAUUCGAGUAUACUUGGUCUCAUAUAGAUCUUUUGAACGAUGAUGCAUCACCCACGUCGCCUGCUUCUAUUCGCUCUCCCACAAGUGAACCCGAAUCAAUGCUAGAUUCGACGUUGGCCUUUAGCCCCAACGAAAUCCAGGAUGGUGGCCAGACACCUGGCCCGUUUGAAGAAAUGACACGAAGAAUGGCGGGUUUGGGAGCAGCAUCUCCCGUCUCGUCAAAAUUCACUGUCAACCGAAAGCAAAAGCGUGCGGGGGAAAAGCGUCAAUGGAUCUGGACGAUUGGACAGGAGGAUGACGACGAGGAUGUUGGCGGUGCUAUCGCUGCGUUACGUGCAAAAGCCGCGUACAGGAAAGGCGAGACUCAGCAGCUUGAAUAG
This is a messenger RNA of Ustilaginoidea virens, 963 nucleotides long. RefSeq lists its product as uncharacterized. The transcript is spliced from 2 exons. Lineage: Eukaryota; Fungi; Ascomycota; Sordariomycetes; Hypocreales; Clavicipitaceae. The record is from RefSeq and is a predicted model, not a curated record. Bases 1 to 963 code for a protein of 320 amino acids.